AUGACAAUUGCUCUCUCUGGGAAGAAUAAAUUGAGAUUUGUAGAUGGAAGCCUUGCAAGGCUAACCAAUAACUCAGCUGCUAAAGCAUGGGACAUGGUAGACAAUGUGGUGAUGGGUUGGAUUAUUGCGGUUUUGGAAGAUUCGAUUGCAAAUAGCAUCUUAUCUUACAAGACUUCUAAGGAUAUAUGGGAUGAAAUAAAUGAAAGAUAUGGGCAAAGUUCAAAUGCUCAGAUGUUCUCACUACAAGAAGAACUGAAUGCUUUGACACAAACCACAGAUCUGAGCAUAUCAGAUUUCUUUAUUAAGAUCAAAAAUUUAUGGGAUGAAUUUGAUGGAUUAAAUCCAAUACCAACAUGCUCAUGCAAUGCAACAGCUUCCGGCACAUGUAAUGUUGCCAAGAAAAUAUUCAAGAUGCAAAAAAAUAGUAAGGUGAUCAGUUUCUUGAUGAAACUUGAUAAAAGAUACAAACAAGUGAGGAGUAACAUGCUAAUGAUGCAUGAUUUUCCCACUGCUACACAAGCUUAUAGGAUCUUAUUGCAAGAAGAGACACACUUGCAAUUAAGCACUAGUGGAGGAAAUAUAAACGAUUCUAUGGCAUGCAGAGUUGAGAAACUCAAAUUUCAAGACAAGGGAAGCAAUAGAUACAAUAUUACAAAAAGCUUCAAGUCUAAGAGACCAAGUUUAUGGUGUGACCAUUGCAAAAUGAAUGGGCACACUAAAGGGAAGUGCUGA
This is a messenger RNA of Amaranthus tricolor (Joseph's coat), 732 nucleotides long. RefSeq lists its product as uncharacterized. Bases 1 to 732 code for a protein of 243 amino acids. NCBI's taxonomy places the organism in Eukaryota, Viridiplantae, Streptophyta, Magnoliopsida, Caryophyllales, Amaranthaceae. The transcript has a single exon. The record is from RefSeq and is a predicted model, not a curated record.